Messenger RNA from Amorphotheca resinae ATCC 22711, 1866 nucleotides. RefSeq lists its product as hypothetical. The coding region runs from base 1 to 1866 and encodes 621 amino acids. The record is from RefSeq and is a predicted model, not a curated record. NCBI's taxonomy places the organism in Eukaryota, Fungi, Ascomycota, Leotiomycetes, Helotiales, Amorphothecaceae. The transcript is spliced from 2 exons. Gene Ontology annotation, cellular component: nucleolus. Gene Ontology annotation, molecular function: nucleic acid binding; ATP binding; RNA helicase activity.
AUGGCGCCAGAAAACCAGAAGAAGGAUCCCAGAGCCUGGGAUGCUCUGACUCCUCCCCUGGCAGAAUGGAUCUUAGACGCUAUCGCCUCAAUGGGGUUUGGGAGAAUGACUCCAGUCCAAGCCUCCACGAUUCCGCUGUUUUUGGGGAAUAAAGAUGUAGUUGUCGAGGCUGUUACAGGUAGCGGAAAGACUCUGGCUUUUCUCAUCCCCGUCGUCGAGAAGCUGUUACGGUUAGAAGAACCAAUUAAGAAACACCAUGUCGGCGCAAUCAUCAUAUCCCCCACUCGAGAGCUCGCAACCCAAAUAUACUCCGUCCUCACUUCUCUACUUGCUUUUCACGAACCAUCUGCGGCUGCGUUAAACCCACAGGGGGAGGGUGAGAAGAGGCGCCCAACCAACACCCUUACCGUGCUCCCACAGCUUCUUCUGGGCGGGACGACUACGCCGGCGCAAGAUGUCAGUAGUUUUCUUCAAAACAGUCCAAACCUUCUCGUCUCUACGCCUGGGAGACUCCUGGAGCUCCUCUCGUCCCAACAUGUGCAUUGCCCUCAAUCGUCCUUUGAAGUACUCGUCCUGGACGAAGCAGACCGACUUCUAGAUUUGGGGUUUAAGGAUGAUUUGCAGAAGAUACUCCAGCGCUUACCAAAACAAAGGCGGACUGGGCUGUUCAGUGCAAGUGUCAGCGAGGCCGUAGGGGAGAUUGUCCGGGUCGGAUUGAGAAACCCAGUCAAGAUUGCUGUGAAGGUCAAAAGCGCGGCCGGAGAGGAUAAACGCACUCCAGCAAGUCUUCAGAUGUCAUACUUGUUGACACCUGCCAGUCACAAAUUUCCUGCUCUACUCUCUCUCUUAUCGCAAUUAGAGCCCACACCCCAGAAGACCAUAGUAUACCUGUCGACUUGUGCGGCAGUCGAUUACUUCCAACAUAUCCUCGCGGCAUUAUUACCCAAACAGUUCACUUUGCUACCACUUCACGGAAAGCAUCCACCGAAUGUCAGGCAAAAGAACUUCUCGAAAUAUAUCACGACAGUUACGCCAACGAUCUUAUUGACCACGGAUGUGGCUGCACGAGGUCUUGAUAUCCCUCAGGUCGAUCUUGUCGUGCAAAUAGACCCUCCUUCAGAUCCUAAAGUGUUCAUCCACCGAUGUGGACGAGCAGGUAGAGCAGGACGAAAAGGUCUAAGCGUUAUUUUCUUACAGCCGGGCCGAGAAGAGGACUACAUCCCUUUCCUUGAGAUCCGCAAAACACCAAUUACGCCUUUGAAAAAACCAGUGAUCACUGUCACCAACGAGGAUGCGAUGUUAGUGACAUCAAAGAUACGAAAAGAAGUCCUAGCCGAUCGAGCACUCUACGACAAAGGACAACGGGGCUUCGUAAGCUGGGUGAAAGCAUACUCAAAGCAUCAAGCAAGCAGUAUCUUCCGUGUUGCAGAUCUUGAUUGGACAGAUUUAGGAAAUUCCUGGGGCCUCGUACAUUUACCCAAGAUGCCAGAGCUGAAGAAAUGGGAUGGUGACAGAACACUGGGAGUUAAAAUAGACAUGUCAGAAUAUGCUUACAAAGACAAAGCGCGAGAGAAGGCAAGACGGGCAGCGAUGGAGGAAGCGAAGAAUGCCCAGCCUUAUGUACCAAGCGAAGAGGUGCUGAGGAAGAAGAAAGAGAGGGAGGCAUGGAGUCAUAAGCACGAGCAGGAGAAUAUUAAGGAGGCAAGAAAGGAAAAGAGGAAGAGGAAGAGGGAGGCGGAACGUUUAGAGAAGAUGACGGAGGAGGAGAGGGCAAAGGAGAGAGAAUUACAGGAGUUGAUUGAGCAAGUCAAGCGCAGGAAGCUGGAAGAAGAGGCCGAAGAGGAGUUUCAAGGGUUUGAUGAUUAA